Molecule: messenger RNA, 2448 nt
Organism: Aureobasidium vineae
Lineage: Eukaryota; Fungi; Ascomycota; Dothideomycetes; Dothideales; Saccotheciaceae
Source: the annotation of a GenBank genome assembly
AUGGGUGUUUCAACCACACAAAGCGCUCGUGAAAACGGCUCCGUUCCAAACGCCACUUCCAAGCAGCAACAGCAACAAAACGAGCUCGACAUUGAGCAUGUCCUGACACAAUUGACGAUCGAGGAGAAGGUUUCUCUGACAGCGGAUCCGCGAUGCAGAGACUUCUGGCACACUGUAGCUGUCCCACGACUGAAUAUCCCUUCCGUUCGACUUUCUGAUGGUCCCAAUGGUGUGCGCGGCACGUGCUUCUUCGACGCCAUUCCCUCAACAUGCCUUCCUUGCGGCACUGGUCUCGGUGCAACUUUCGACAAAGAGCUUCUACAGAGAGUCGGAGGUCUCUUGGCCGAUGAGUGUAAGGCUAAGGGUGCUCAUAUGCUCCUCGGUCCCACGAUAAACAUUCCUAGAGCACCUCUCGGUGGUCGCGGGUUCGAAUCUUACUCGGAAGACCCAUAUCUUGCUGGUAUCCUCGCUGGCUACUACUGUCAGGGUGUCCAGAAUAAGGGCAUCGUUGCGUGUCUCAAGCAUUUCGUCUGCAACGACCAGGAAGACCAACGCAUGGCUUUCAAUGCCAUUGUUACUGAGCGAGCUCUGAGAGAAAUCUAUCUGGCUCCCUUCCAGAUCGCUCUCAAACAAUGCCAGGCAGGCACCAUCAUGACGGCGUAUAAUCAGAUUAACGGCAUCCACGCAGCCGAGAAUGAGCAUAUCCUGGAGGACAUUCUCCGAGGCGAAUGGGCUUGGGAUGGACUUGUCACCAGCGAUUGGUUUGGAACAUAUAGCACGACUGAAGCAAUCAAGGCUGGUCUUGACCUUGAGAUGCCUGGUCCGUCACGCUGGCGUGGUGAGGCUCUGAUGCAUGCUGUCACUGCCAACAAAGUCAAGAAAAGCGAGCUCAACGACCGCGUUCGCGCUAUACUCAGACUCGUCAACUCAGGUAUACGCUCAGGUAUCCCUGAGAACGCCCCUGAACUUCGCCUUGAUCGACCCGAAGACAGAAUACUGGCUCGUCAAGUCGCAGCACAAUCUCAAGUACUCUUGAAGAACGAAGAGCAGAUCCUGCCCCUGGAUAUAAACAAGCGCAUCGCUGUGAUUGGACCGAAUUCGAAGAUUGCAACCAUCUCUGGCGGCGGAAGCGCUUCGUUGACACCCUACUACACAGUGACUCCCUUCGAAGGUGUGUCGGCCAAAGCUGCUGCUGGUGUGGAUUGGGCUCAAGGAGUCUAUAGCCAUCAGUUUUUACCUACCAUUGGUGAGCACAUGCUCAAGCUAUAUAACGAUCCACCUGACGCUGAACACCGCGAGUUGCUUGAGGAAAGAGUACUCACCAAUUCCAAUGUCCUCUUUGCUGGCUUCGAUCGUCAGGAUCUGGCAUACAUCUGGCAUGCUGAUGCCGAGGGAAUCUUUACAGCACCAGAGAGCGGCCUCUACGAUUUUGGUCUCGCUGUCUACGGUACCGCACGUCUAUACGUUGAUAACGAACUCAUUGUCGACAAUGUAGAGAAUCAACGUGCAGGACCUACCUUUAUAGGCUGCGGUACAGUCGAGGAGACAGGUACCAAAGAGCUGGUCGCUGGCCAGGAGUACAAGAUAUUCCUUCGAUGGGCAAGCGCCAACUCCAGUACCAGAGUCAAGCCCGAUGGGGUUGUUCUGUUUGGCCACGGCGGUUUCCGCUUUGCUGUCGACCAAGUCGUGCUCUUCACGGGGUUGAGCGGCGAGUGGGAAAGCGAAGGUCAAGAUCGCCCUCACAUGAACUUGCCACCCUCAAAUGAUGAUCUCAUCUCGGCAGUUCUCGAUGCUAAUCCCAACACUGUCAUUGUUGUGCAAAGCGGUACCCCCAUCGCGAUGCCAUGGGCCGACAAAGCCAAAGCAAUCGUGCAAGCUUGGUUUGGCGGUAACGAAGCCGGUAACGGCAUCGCGGAUGUGCUUUACGGUGAUGUCAACCCAAGUGGGAAGCUUCCUCUGACCAUGCCUCGUCGUCUUCAGGACAAUCCCGCCUACCUAAACUACAGGUGCGAGGGUGGACGAACUCUCUAUGGCGAGGACAUAUAUGUUGGUUAUCGCUGGUAUGAGAAUGUCGAGAUCGCGCCGCUUUUUCCAUUCAGCCAUGGCUUAUCAUACACAUCCUUCAGGACAAGCGAUCUUCGAUUACGCCAGAGUGAGUCGUCGAGCCUCAGUAUCAGCUGUCAGGUCACAAACACUGGCAUCAGAGCAGGCGCUCAAGUUGUUCAGCUUUACGUCGCAGCACCGAGGUCGCAACAUGUUGGAGAAACGGAAGAGGUCAACAUGAGCUUGGACUUGGUACAAGCAACCAGCUAUUGGGACGAGAUCGAGAACAAGUGGUGCAGUGAGGCCGGCACCUAUAAGAUCAUGGUGGGAGAUAGCAGUGCGGCUACAGACUUUAUGGUAGGAGAGGUCACAGUCGACGAAACGACUUACUGGUCGGGUCUGUGA